AUGAGUAUCUGGUCAAGGACAGGUCGUAACCAGACACCCCCACCCCCCAUCAAAAUCGGAACCCCCCCCUAAAUGGCACCCCCACCCCCCUUCACAGAUGGCACCCCCACUCCCUCCCCUCAAAUAAAAAGGGUUUUUCCUAUAGAAGUAAUUGAUAGGAAACAAUCCAAUUUAAAACACUAUAUUGAUAAAUUAAGUCCACAAAUUGCUUUAAUAUUUAUGAUUAAUUAAUAAAUUUAAAUUAAUUUACAAUUAAUUAGAAAAUAUAUUAAAUUUGUUUUUUAUAUUUAUAAAUAUAAUGCCAAAGAUAUAGAUAAUGGCAUUAAUUAUUAAAUUAGCCAAGCACAAUACAAUAACUAAAAGUAGCUAUUUUACAAGCCAAUAUUUCAAUGAAAAUUUGUAUUUUUAUGAUUGUAAAAAUUUUUUUAAUAUUCUGUUGGCAAGUCAAAUAUUAUGUGCUAGUAAAAAUAGUAUUUGCUGUUGUCAGUUUUACUUUUGGAUCUCUAAUUGGACUCUUUAGCCAUUGUUCCACAAAGUUCAUAAAUAUAUGCAGGAUAUAAUGCUAAUUAAUACCAAAGAUCAUUAUUAUGCUUGUUAAAAAAUUUCUUGAGAUGUGGUGUGCUUAGUAGUUAUAGGAAAUUCUCACCCCAUUUCACCUACUCCUUAAUCGAUUGUGCUACGCUAUGUGGAUAUUGCAUAAAUCUGUAAUUUUGAAUAUUUAAAAUAAUAAUUUAUUUAUUACGUCUGCUCUAAAUUGGCAUUUGUCAUAUAUUUAUGCUAUAUUAAGGGGGAUGGGGGUGUCUGGCUGCGACCUGUGCUUGACCAAGUAUCCCUAGUCUAUCAGAGUCUCAGAGAUUUGUAUUCAAUAUCGAAGGAGAGUCACUUUUUGGAAAAAACCAAGAUGGAUGGGAUCACAGCGGUGAAUCUGGAGUCAGCAGAAAUUCUAUUAUUGCUCCAACUAAUAAGUUGAGAAUAAGAGUGUGUAAGAGAAACCAUUUAGUGAGAGAGCAGGUGAUAAAAUUUAAUACUAACGAUGAGAGAGACUCCCUUAUCUCUUUUUGCUUUGAUGGAAAAUACACAUCAGGCCAAGAAAGCUUAAGGGCUAGCAUUAAGUUGGACCAAAAGAGAGACUAUUUCAAGAAAGCAAAGAAUUCUGAUACAGUUUCGUGUUUUAAAUGGCACAUUUUAACUGGAAAAGAGCUCAGAGAUUUGAUAUCAGACUAUGAAAUUAAGUCAUGCUUAAAAGCAUUUAAUGCUUUACUAUUAAAAGCCCCUGAUUGCCAUGAAGCUUUAUUUGGACUUGGUAAACUUCUCGCGAAUAUGGGAAAGCUCGAUCAAGCCCUGGAUUAUUUCAAGCGAGCCUCAAGAAUAAAUCACUCUGAUGAAAUUUAUAAUAUUUGCCACAGUAUAACACAUGCAAAAUUAUAUAAUCAAACAAAAGGAGAAAUUAUGACCAGCAAAAGCUUACUAGAGCGUUGCUUACAGUAUGAAACUAGACAAAUUGAUACCAUAUGAGCAAUAAUGCAGUUAUAGCGCUUUCCCGAGGAUGGAGCGGAAUGGCGCCAUCCUCGGGAAAGUCAACUAAGCAUCCACACGGGAACUGGGAGUUCCACGUGUGGAUGCCAUUUUUGACAUGUGGGAUCCAAACUUCCACAUGUCAAAAUGGCAUCCACACGUGGAACUCCCAGUUCCCGUGUGGAUGCCUUCCUGGCUUUCCCGAGGAUGGCGCCAUUCCGUGCCAUCCUCGGGAAAGCGCUAUAUCUGUUUCAAGCCUAGUUGACUCCUCUAUGAGUUUUGAGGAUGCUGAGUAUUAUGCAAGCUGAAUCAAGCAGAGGCAUUCUUAUUAUGGAUAUUUAGCUUGAAGCGAAGUAUUUAUUGCCAAAAAAGAAGAAAGAAAAGGAGUCGAAAUCUUGAAAGCACUCAUUGAGAUUUACCCAGACAAACCUGAAGCAUACUUAAAGCUUAUUAAUUUUUACUAUAAAAAUCGCCGAUAUGAAAAUGCUGCCGAAAUUGUUGUGCAAGCAAUGAAAACGAUUUCAGGUAUGGAGUAUUAUGUCAUUUUUGCCAUAAAGCAUGCUAAAAUCCUUUAUCAUUUAGGAAAAACACAUGAAAGCUUGAAGUGGCUGCAAAAGAAAUACGAAAUAUUCCCUAAACAUAUAGCAUAUUUAUAUCAAUACGGCAGAAUUUGUGUAAAAUCAGUUGAUUUGACUUGCAUUGGCUCCGCAAUUGGAGCACUUGAAGAAUGCAUUAAAAUUUCUGAUGAAUCCAGGUAUGGAACACUUUAUUACUGGCUUGGAAAAGGGCAGCUAUUAGUUAGACAAAAUAUUGAAGCCUUUUAUUCGCUAAAAAAUUCACUGAAAUGGAUAAACACAAACAAGAAAAAUGUAAGUGAAAUAAAAGACGAAAUCCGAGCAUUGAAUGAGCAUGUUAAGACAUAUGAAAUUGUUGAAAAAUCUAUUGCAAAUGAUACUAACACAGAAGAGCUAGAGCAGUGUAAAGAACUUUGUGAAGAUAUAAGAAACUUUGAAAGGUCAAGUGGAGAAUUGCUAUUAAGCAAAAUUCUAUGGCAUGAAGGAAAAGAGGAAGAGGCCUUAAACAUACUGGAAACUUCAGCUAGAGCCUCAAGCUCAAGAAUGAAUUGCUAUUUCCAGAUGAUUGAAUAUUUAAUCAUAAUUAAAGACGAAAAAAGAUUGAAAACCAUUGCCAAAGAAAUGAUCAAUAAAUGCAAAAAUAGCCAGAUUCCGGCUUCUGUAUGAGUAAAAGCACACAAAUUUUAUGCAAAAAUACUUGUAAUUCUACAUAAACCUGAUAAAGCUAUCAAUAUCUUAAAAUGCCUUGCCCAAGCCCUUCCAUCGCUUGACAGAAAAGGUUUUCAAUAUACAAAGACGCUUAAAAAGGCCAAAAACUUACAGGAAUUAUUGAAAGUUGCUGGAUCUGUAAAUCAAUUAACAGGAAACUAUUGCUAUUUUAUUGACAAAAUAAAUUAUCCCAGCCCAAUUCAAUUCGCAAGUCCUAGGCACAAGCAUUUAACUCAGACUCCCACUAGCCAAGCAGUACCUCAAGGAGCCCAUCACCGAAGAAAAUCCACCUUUAGCGACAGGCUAACUAAGCAUAAAAAUUGUAAAAGGUUUGACAGUUUAACUAUUAAUUCUAUAAUCGCUGAUUUAGAAGAAGACAAGCAAUCCCCACUAAACUCUGAAAUACCUGUAAUGACUCCUACUUCAUACUCCCAAGACAAUUUUUGCGGCCUCUUUGUAUGCUCUGAUGUCACUUUUCUAUAUAAAAUUGGCAAAAUUUCAGCUAAUCAUAAAUUGUUUAUAGAAGAUGGGCUAUGUGCACUGGAUGAUUUUAUUGAGUUUUUAAAAUAUGAGACACAAGAAGACUAUAAAGAUAGAAUGACUGUAAAGGCACAUUUUUGGAAGUCUUUGCUAAUGAUGGAAACCUUAAAAAGUGAUGAAGGGCUUAAGCUACUCCAAGAAAUUACACCUGAUUUGUACAGAUUAAAAUUAAAAAAAGAAAUCGCCAAGUCUGAGAUGCUACAUUAUUUAGAAGAGGAAAGCGAUUCUUAG
This is a messenger RNA of Blepharisma stoltei, 3569 nucleotides long. NCBI's taxonomy places the organism in Eukaryota, Ciliophora, Heterotrichea, Heterotrichida, Blepharismidae. The record is from the annotation of a GenBank genome assembly.